CAAAAAAAAAAAAUACCCCUCUUCAUCAUUCUGACAUAGUUAGCUUUCACACACACUUUCACAACACAACAAAACACAUUCUCUAUCCGACACAUUUCUUUCCCCAUCUAUCAAUCAGGUUAGGGUUUGGAUUAGGGUUAGGGUUUCACCUUCGAAUGCAUCAAAAUACCCAAAUUCGACACUAUCACCAACAAUGUACAACUCUAUGAACAUGUCCGACCAGAUCAAGAACAACGAAGAUCCUGACAACAACAACAAUCACAUCCAUUUCGAUUCACCAACCCUCGAAGAUGCUUCCGGCGAAGGUGAAGGUCAAAUCAAUGAUGUUUCACUCGAAAAUGUUUAUGUGUCCGGCGAUGGAAACCACCCUGAUAUGUCUGUUCAACAAUUCGACGAUUCUAGCCAGCUCACACUUUCGUUUCGUGGCCAAGUUUAUGUCUUUGAUUCUGUUACCCCUGAAAAGGUUCAAUCAGUGCUGUUACUGUUAGGUGGAUGUGAAUUAAAUCCGGGUUCACAAUGUUUGGACACAUCGCCUCUAAAUCAGAGGAGUGGUGCUGAAUUUCCUACAAGAUGUAGUCAACCGCAACGAGCAGCGUCCUUGAUUAGGUUUCGUCAGAAGAGGAAAGAGCGAAACUUUGAUAAGAAAGUUAGAUAUGAAGUGCGUCAAGAAGUUGCACUAAGGAUGCAACGUAGCAAGGGUCAAUUUACAUCAGCUAAGAAACAAGAUGGAGGUAACAGUUGGGGUUCUGAUCCCGAGUCAGGGCAAGAUGUAGUUCAAUCAGAAACGUCAUGCACACACUGUGGAAUCAGUUCAAAAUCCACCCCUAUGAUGCGAAGGGGGCCGUCUGGCCCUAGGACACUAUGCAAUGCUUGUGGGCUUUUCUGGGCAAAUAGGGGUACUUUGAGGGAUCUAUCUACUGCUAGGAGAAAUCACGAACAACAUACUCUUGGGUCACCUGAGCAGGGUAUGAGGGAUCUAUCUAAUCCUAAGAGAAACCACCAACCGCACCCUCUUCCACAACCUGAGCAGGUCGGCGAGGGUAAUGAGGACUUGAACUGUGGGACUGCUCCUGCGCAUAACGAUUCUGUUGAUGAUAAAACAGCCGUGGUAUCCGAUCAAUGAGUUUUCCAGUCAUUGGCUUUAGCACUCACAACUUUAUUGUAAUUCCAAUGGAUUCGACUGAUAGAAUGUACAGCUCUAGAGAGGCUUUCGUCAACACAUGACAUGAGGUCUAUUUAAGAUAUGCUCUUGGAUUAGUUGAAUUAGCUGUUUAUCUCGGAAUGUAUAAAGUGGAAUUUGAAUGAUGACUUAAUUUAGUUUUCAUUGGGUGGACGCUAGUUUUAGUUUGAUACUUUAAUUAUUGUGAAAUUGUGGGUGGCAUUUAGCCUGAGACAAAUUUUCCCACCACGGGAAAGUUGCUUUUUUAAUGCCAAUUAUUCUAUAGUAUUAGUAUUAAUACUAUAGAAUUGAUAGGUUCUAUUCAUAAUGAAGAAUUGUGUUUAGAUAUAA
Molecule: messenger RNA, 1510 nt
Organism: Medicago truncatula (barrel medic)
Lineage: Eukaryota; Viridiplantae; Streptophyta; Magnoliopsida; Fabales; Fabaceae
Product: GATA transcription factor 25
Exons: 8
Coding region: 194-1123 (309 amino acids)
Biological process (GO): regulation of DNA-templated transcription
Molecular function (GO): zinc ion binding; protein binding; sequence-specific DNA binding
Source: RefSeq, a predicted model, not a curated record